AUGUUUCCUUGGUCCAAAUCCACGAUAACCCGAUCAGCUUCUACGCCGCCUGUUGUUGUCGCACGGCCACUGCCACCAACGAACACGAUGUGUUCUUCUCCCGUCGACAGCUGGACGAUCGCCCAAUCGCGGGAUAACCCACCGACGAAGACAACAGUUGCCCUUCCGCUUUCCUUUGCUCAAAAUCCUGUCCUUCCUCGCCGAUUUUGGGAUCGGAUACAUACCGCCAUUGCCUAUGCCCAUAACCCAAAACCACACAUCGACCGAGUCUGCCCCCGGCACGCAACUGAGCAUAGUGCUCUCAAUAGUCGGGCUUCUCGGCUGCGCUGUCGCUGCGUUCACCGUCCUCUUGCUCACGUCCCGAGAGCGGAGAAGAACAGCUCAACGACGACAACUCUGCGAUGCACAGGACGACGCAAGGCCUGUAGAGUUUGCCCUGUGUCCCGUUAUGAAGCCCGCGUUGGAUGCAUCGACGUGGAAAGAUAUCCAGCGAUGGCACGACUAGCUCACCGUUUGCCUCUUCAAUCACUAGAUGGCGUCGAGCCAGGCAAGCCGCAAUCCACACCCCCAACACAGAACACGACGCAAUCACGGCUCCAGCUUCCAAAUUCUGUCCCUCAGCCGCCUCUUAGUGUCGCUGUUCUGAUUGCGAUGCCCAUCGCACCGCCUGCGGCUGCGACAGUAGACCACAGCUUUCCACAAGAGACAGACCCUGCCCCGGAGAACAUCGUCAUUGGUAUUUCCCAGACGUGGUUCCUCGAGGAAGGUCAUCGAAGAUAA
Molecule: messenger RNA, 780 nt
Organism: Mycena indigotica
Lineage: Eukaryota; Fungi; Basidiomycota; Agaricomycetes; Agaricales; Mycenaceae
Exons: 3
Coding region: 1-780 (259 amino acids)
Source: RefSeq, a predicted model, not a curated record